Megachile rotundata (alfalfa leafcutting bee) is the source of this 6327-nucleotide messenger RNA. It is a transcript of the gene mahj, whose product is annotated as LisH and WD40 domain-containing protein mahjong. NCBI's taxonomy places the organism in Eukaryota, Metazoa, Arthropoda, Insecta, Hymenoptera, Megachilidae. Gene Ontology annotation, molecular function: protein binding. Gene Ontology annotation, cellular component: Cul4-RING E3 ubiquitin ligase complex; nucleus. The record is from RefSeq and is a predicted model, not a curated record. Gene Ontology annotation, biological process: protein ubiquitination.
AAAGUAGUAAUAAAAAAAGUAACAUUUACGUUAAAAUAAUCUCGCUUUAUUAUGACAUUUCAUUACAUUUCCAUCAGGCGAAUUAAUCACCCCAUAUUCAGCGUGCAUGUUGGUGGUUGCGUUUCGUACUUUGCUAGGAAAACAUUGUUUUUAAUUGGAAUUUUGCGUACUUUCUCAAUUUAAUACUAUAGCUCAUGUAAAAAGGUGACAUACACUGUGAUAACUGUCAAACAAGUUAAUUGUCAAAUAAAUUUCAAAGAGGACAACAGAAACAAAGAUGUCAAGUGCAGAAUCAUUAGCUGAAGUAACAGAUGUAGUUCAAAUUCUUCGACAAUGGGAAGAGGAACAUUCAUCGCCUACCUAUGACCCAAUUCCAACUCUUCAAAGAUUGGCAGAGAUUAUAGAAUUAGAAACAGAGAACUAUUUGAAAAUGGAUCCAGAUCCAUUUGAUGAAAGACACCCAUCACGCACAGAUCCAGAGUGUAAUUUUGGACAUAUAUUGAAAGUUUUGUUUAGAAAAGAUAAUUUUAUGACUAAGCUUAUAAAUGAUUAUUUAAGAGACACUUAUUGGUCUCGUGCUGGUAUCACGGGUCGUGAUGUUAGAAAACUCAAUAUAGCAGCUUGUCGUCUUAUGCUUGAUAUUCUUCCUGGCUUAGAAACUUCUGCGGUAUUUCAACCAGAUAUGGAAGGACUUACUCAUCGUCUAUUCUCUUGGGCAGAAAAAAGUAUAGAACCUCUCCAGAGUUAUGCGACUGGGCUCGUAGCUGCUGCAAUGGAAGUUCAAGAAAUUGCUACAGGAUUUAGAGAACAAAAUGCAAAAAUGGUACCUUUGAUGCUACAGAGGCUUCAUAAAUUACAAGAAAAGAUGCAGGAAGAUAGACAACUUGCAGCUAAUAAUAGACCAUUUGCACAUUUUGGGAAAGAUAGAAAUAGUGGAGGAGAUGGUGAAAAUAAAGGUGUUCCUGGGAAACGAAAAGUAAGAGAGAAACGGAAAGAAAAUGGUAUUCUUAAAAGUCCUAGUCGUAGUAAUUAUUUUUCUGAAGAGGAAGAGGACUAUGUUCAAUCUGAAGAUUCUGCUCCUUUACCUAAAAAGAAGAAAAAUGAUAUCGAUUGUGAAACUCCUGUAAAAAAUGAUGUUAUAUAUCCAGAAAUAAUGUCUCCACCUCUGUCUGUGCCAAAGAAUUCCAAUUCUAAUAAUCAAGUAACACCAUCUAAAACACAAAGUAUUCAUAGCAGACCAUUGAAUGCUUCUUCGGCUCGUUGCAAUUUGCAGAAGAACUCUGCAUCUUCGACUCUGAAUUCCAGUUCUCCAUCUACAUUGUUAGAAGGUAAUUCAAACUCUUCAUGGGCAGAAAUGGAAUCAUACGUGAUUGGAAAUGUACAGAUACAUCCACCAACGUUGGCUACAAGACAAAUGCUGAUUUUAAGGUAUCUUACACCUAUGGGUGAAUAUCAAGAAUUCUUAGGUCAUGUAUUUGAACAAAAUGCUUUGGAAUUAAUUCUCAAGUAUAUCAAUGUUAGAGAAACCAAGGACAGUCGCUUAGCUUUUGAAGCUUUAAAAUACUUAGCUUCUCUUCUGUGUCAUAAAAAAUUCUCCAUUGAAUUCCUUAAUGUUGGAGGUUUGCAAAAGCUAUUGGAUGUUCCAAGACCCAGUGUUGCAGCUACUGGGGUUUCUAUUUGUUUAUAUUAUUUAGCAUACUGUGAAGAUGCGAUGGAAAGAGUGUGCCUGCUACCGAAACACGUUAUUUCGGAUCUUGUUACCUAUGCAUUAUGGCUUCUAGAACGAAGUCACGAUUCUGGAAGAUGUCAUGCAACAAUGUUUUUUGGAUUUUCUUUUCCUUUUAAAGUAAUAUUAGAAGAAUUUGAUGCACAGGAUGGACUUAGAAAACUUUUUAAUGUGAUAUCCACGCUACCAAUUUUAAAUAUAGAAGAAGAACCAACACUUAACGACGAUGAAGAGUGUGCUUCUAGACAAAUCGUUAGACAUGUUGCAGUAGCUUUGAAAAGAUACAUGGAAGCCCACUUACAUCUUAAAGCAGAACAGUUACAAAGAGCAGAAAAUGUUAGAGCAGAGCGUGAUACGUGGCAGCCAUCCUUACCACCUUAUAAGGCUUGUAAAUUGAGUAGUGAGGAAGUACAAGCAAAAGUAGAGAUUCUUCAAGAAUUAAUGUCUGUAAGAGCAGUAUGGCCACCAGUAGAAGAGUUAUAUCGCUUAGGAGGUAUAACACUUCUUCUGCAAAUUAUUGCGUUCGCUAGAGAAUGGAAUUAUAGUGGUCGAGUUCAUACAGCUUCCAGUGCAGAAACAGUUCGUUCUUGUUUGGAUGUUAUAGCUAUUUGUUCUGUAGUGCCAAAAGUAAUGUUGUUACUUUGUGAAAGAGUGGAUAUGCCAGAUAUGUCAAUGACAAUGGCAAUUAAUUUACUCUUAGCUGCAGCAGAAUGUGAAAUUAUUGCAGAUCCUGAUGUACAAAGAGCUGCACUAAGAGCUGUAAUUAAUUGUGUUUGUGCACCAAUAAACAGAAUUGGUGGUAAUGUAGCAAGGUAUUCAGUAACAGGCUCUGCUAAGAAAAAAGCAAAUAUUAAUAACAGUGAAGAAUUAAUACAAAAAAUUUGGGAAAGCGUUAGAUCAAAUAAUGGAAUAAUGGUUUUACUGCAGUUGAUGAUGGUUAAAACUCCAAUCACCGAUGCGGAUAGCAUAAGAGCGUUAGCGUGUCGAGCUUUAGCAGGUUUAGCUCGCAGUGAGAAAGUCAGACAAAUAAUUAGUAAACUUCCAAUGUUUACUGAUGGACAAAUUCAAGCCCUUAUGAAGGAUCCAAUACUCCAGGAGAAAAGACAAGAACAUGUUAUGUUUCAGAAAUAUGCUUUAGAAUUAAUGGAAAGAGUUUCUGGGAAAGCAAAACCUACUGGAGCAGAAUACGAAAUUUCUUUGGCUAGUUUACAUCGAGCAAAUGUAGUAGCCCAAACUAGAAUACAAUAUAAUGAGCAACAGUUAAAUCAAUUAAUAUAUCAACAUUUAAUGUCAAAGGGUUUAACAGAAACUGCUGCGACUCUUCAUAGAGAAGCAAAUUUAUAUUCAUUUGCAAUAAUGAAACCAAUUUCUACAUAUCAACCAUUUACUUAUCGCAGUCCUGUUACUACUGGAACAAGAAAUGGAUUUUCUCCUGGAGCUCCGGUUAAUUUAUAUAAUACAAAUAGAUGUACUCAGAGGGAAGUGACUUCUCGAAACAAUACCACUCCUACUUCAUCAUCUAGAUACAUGUCUCACACGAAUUCAGGUUCAGGUUCAUCAUCUUUAUCUUCUGGAAACAAUAUACGCAUGAAACUUUCUGACUGUCUGAAUCAAAAUGUUCCAAAUAGCACAAAUCAACCAAUUAAACUACAAAUUAACCAAAAGAAAAACCAAGACAAACAGCCUCUAGUCAAUCCAAUAAAUUGUCAGUCAGUUAUGCAUCCAGCUGUGUGUAGAUCACUACAGAAACAAAUUUCACGGGAUCCUGGAGGUGGUGGACCUGGAGUUGCUACGUCAAAUCCAUCUACUAUAACAUUGGAUUCUAUUAUUACAGAGUAUUUAACAAAUCAACACGCAUUAUGUAAAAAUCCUAUGGUUACUUGUCCACAAUUUAAUCUCUUUGAACCGCAUAAGUGUCCAGAUCCAUGUACAAAAAAUUCAAUUCCCACAAAUGUAACAGUAAGACUGGCCAGAAGAGCAUUAGGUAUAGAUGGUAGGAGAUUGGAUAGAAGACAUAUUUAUAGCCGAUUUUGUCCUGUAAAAACUUUCCGGCCUACAGACGUUGGAACCUUUACCUGUUGUAUCUUUUCGCCCUGUCAGCAAUAUUUAAUGUUAGGUACUUAUGCAGGAGAUGUAAAAAUGUUCAAUGCACAUACAGGGCUAGAAGAAGCAACAUAUCCAUGUCAUGAAUCUUAUGUUUAUCAUAUGGAAUGUAAUCAACGUGGAAAUUUAUUAUUAACAUCUACCGCAUGGAGAAGCCCUAUGUCUGCACUCUGGAGUAUAGGAACUUUCUUUGAUUUAAAAUUAUCUUUAGAAAACGAGGAUUACGUUGAAUUUGGUAAACUUCAAGAUAGAAUUAUUGGAACCCAAGGUGAAAGUGCGACUAUUUAUGAUAUAGCUACCGGAAAAUUAUUAACUACUCUUACGCCUUCAAUUUCUAAUCAGUAUACCAAAAAUCGAGCUACAUUUAGUAUGAAUGAUGAAUUGGUUCUUAGCGAUGGAAUUCUUUGGGAUGUAAAUUCAGGAAAAGAAAUUCACAAGUUCGACAAAUUAAAUCAAACACUUAAUGGAGUUUUUCAUCCAAACGGCACUGAGGUAGUAUCCAACACAGAAGUUUGGGAUUUAAGAACUUUUCAUCUCCUGAAGACAGUGCCAACGCUUGAUCAAAUGGAAGUAAUCUUUUCUCCAGUUAAUAAUAUUAUAUAUGCUGUAUCUUUAGAUCAAGAAAAUGGAGAUGAAUCGCAUUAUGUUACUUCAUUUAAAACAUUAGAUGCUUUAGAUUACAGUAAUAUUGCAACUUGCGAUGUCAAAAGAGGAAUUUAUGGAUUAGCUUGUAAUAAAUUUGACACACAAAUAGCAAUUGUUGAAAACCAGGGUGAAUUUGAUAGUAUUCAGGAAUCUUGCGUUAGGUUAUAUGAUGUUGGAAGAAGGAGAGAUGAUGAAAAUGAAGCAGAUGAAGAUGAUGAUGAAGAAGAUCUUGAUGCAAGUGAUGAUGAUGGUUCGAAUUCAGGUUCUGAUGAUAAUAACGCUGAUGACGCAGACAACGCAGACGUGGUAGCGGAAGAGAACGGCGAUGAAAAUGAGAGAAACGACAGUGAAAAUAAUGAUGACGACGACGAUGAUGAUGAUGCGGCCGAUGGAGACGAUCCUGGAGGAGAUAUUUCAGAUUAUAGCAGAUCUCCCGAUUCUUCUGAUUUUUCUUUUUCUGAUGUUGAUGAUCUUGAAAUUCUUUUUCCAUAAAAGUUCUGAACGAAGCAGGAACAACAAUCUUCGAUAUAUUCUAAAUAUAGAUUUAUUUCAUUCUCGGCCAAUCAGGAGAUUGAAAACAGUCCUACCAUAAAGUAAUUUUUUUAAUGUAUAAUUGGCGAACAUACAUGUAUUUAAACGAAUAUAAAUAUUAUAAUACUAUGAAAUGAUUUAUAACAAAUGAUGUAUACCUUUCUAUUUAUUUGAUACACAUUUUAAUUGUAAAAUAUGAAACUGUAAUUGAAUAAUUAAUUACACAAUUUAUGUACAUUUGAAUUUAAACAACAUUGCAAAUUUUAUUUAGAAAUAUUACGUAAAUGCUGGUUAAUUAAAUAUCUUACAAUAAACUGUCUCUCGGAAGAUGAGGGAUUUUCGGAGAUUAUUAUUAUAAACUUUUAACUAAAAAUAUUGUUUAAUAUACUCUUUUCGCCAAUAUAUUGUAACGAAAAUCUAACAUUACCGAAGAUUGGCCAGAGAAAUAAUUCUGUAAACGAUUUACUCAGUUAUCAUUUAAAUCCUAAAUAAUAAAAAUGUAAUUUCGAAUUUUGAUCGAAUUAAUGAUCGAUCAACUUAAAUGUAUAUAUUAUUAUUUAAGAUAUUUGUUGUUUAAUGAAUUUGUAUCACGUAUUCUUUACUAAAAAUUUAAUUAACACAAAUUUUUUUUCCUUGUUAAGGUAAUUAUGUAAAUUUUAAUCAAUCAAUAGAUUACGUUAAAACUCAUCGAUCAUUUUGAAACACCGGUUAUAUUUGAUCAGUAAAUUUUCCGAAUUUUUUUAACGUAUACUUAUGUAUAUGAAAAAAAUGGGCGUGUGAGGGUGAGAGUGUGAGAAAUAAAGAAGAGAGCUUGUAAAAAGUUGAUUUAACCUAUCGUUUAUUAUCAUUAAUAAAGAACCAUGAAUUUGUAUAAAAUUGUUUUAAUGAACAUAGAAGUGUGCUUUACAUCAAAUUUGUAACUAGUAGUAAACUGAAUUUUUUUGUUGUAAGUAUAAAUUUUUUAACUUCUUAAUUUGAAUUAUUCUAAUCAGCGCUCUCGCUACAGUUUGCGAUAACCGAGUCAAAUUAAUAUAAAAAUUUCUAAUUACAUUAUCACCUUUAUACAAAUUUUCAUGCACAUCAGCGUUGUAUUGUUACCCGUUAUAUCGUCAUGCAUUGUAUUUCUACAUGUUAUACAAUCACACAUUGAACGCGCGUCUUAUCGCUAAACAGUACAUCAUUAUGCGCUGUAAAAGGUUGGUUUAUUUUGUAAAAUAACCUUUUUAUAUAACAAAAUUAUAGAUAUUAAAUAACUGAAAGUUCUUCUUUACAGGCUCAUUAAUAACAGCUGAAGUAUUAAAAUUCAUGCCAAUCAAUAAAGA